ACACAACCUAACAAGAGUUGCAGUGAAGCUUCUCCAAAGUUAACGUCCAAGUCUGUAUACGAUGGAUCGCAGUCCACAAGCAGAAGAAGAUCUGGUGUCCUGCAGAAUCUGCUUGGAAAAAUUCAAAGAGCCAAAAGCACUUCCCUGUGUGCAUCG
Candidula unifasciata is the source of this 156-nucleotide messenger RNA. Lineage: Eukaryota; Metazoa; Mollusca; Gastropoda; Stylommatophora; Geomitridae. The record is from the annotation of a GenBank genome assembly.